UGGUUGUGUCACAUCGCCAAGGAAACGCUUGACAAUAAAGGAGCGUGCAGGAGUUCUGUCCAGUUCACGCUGUCAGCAGUCUGUUUGUGUACAGAGCCUCAGAACCAGCUGGCUGAGGGGACUCUUCUCCAGGUUCACCUCUCUCUGUAGCAGGAUGCCGUUCCCAUGGACCUUCACCUCUCCUCCGUUCCACUACAUGCUGCGUGCGUCUGGGCAGAGUGAGGUAUGGAGCGACGCUCGGCCGGAGGACAAGUUCCGUCAGUACGGCUGGCGCUGCGGAACCAGCGAGGACGGAUAUGGUACCAGGACUCUGAUCGGUAACUGGGUCGAACAACAAAAAGACAUCACUCAAUACCGGAAAGCCAGACCCCUUCCUUCACAGUUCUCUCACUACUUUGACUCCACCUACUCCUCCUCCUUUAACCGUGAAGAGAAGAGACCCAUCUACAGCUUGAAGGAGUCCAAGAGUUUCCCGGGCCAGCAGCUGGAGUUAGACCUCCCCCGAGGGACUACACCAACACCAGUCACACACACACCACACCCCACCCCGUCUGGGACUGUGAUGCUGCAGGAUGCCAGGGGACAGCAGGAGAACACAGCAGACAGAGCAGCAUCCUUCUGACCCCUCAAUAAAUACUGAUAAGAGUGGUUCACUUUUAGUAGUGCAUCAGUGAAUGUGGACUACAGUGUGUGUGUGUUUACUGUAUUUGCAGCCUUUGGAGCCAAACGUUCUUUUGGAUCAACUCCCCCUGUUCCCUCGUCCCCUCACUCACUCCCACUCUCUCUCCCUCCGUCUAUCUCUCUCCACCUCCACCUGUCUCUCUCUCCACCUCCCGUCUCUCUCUCCACCUCUCCCCUCUCAAAUAGCAUUGUAGUUUUUUUUGUGAAUUCUUUCAGUGUCAAGUAAAUCUCUUUUUGUUUUCCUCA
Molecule: messenger RNA, 927 nt
Organism: Oncorhynchus nerka (sockeye salmon)
Lineage: Eukaryota; Metazoa; Chordata; Actinopteri; Salmoniformes; Salmonidae
Gene: cfap68
Product: cilia and flagella associated protein 68
Cellular component (GO): nucleus
Source: RefSeq, a predicted model, not a curated record